Molecule: messenger RNA, 783 nt
Organism: Seriola aureovittata
Lineage: Eukaryota; Metazoa; Chordata; Actinopteri; Carangiformes; Carangidae
Exons: 3
Coding region: 151-426 (91 amino acids)
Cellular component (GO): perinuclear region of cytoplasm
Molecular function (GO): calcium ion binding
Source: RefSeq, a predicted model, not a curated record
AAAAAAAGUUGGCUGUGGUGAGAAGUUAAAUCACGGAAAAGAUAUGUGUUGCAGCUUAAUCCAGCCCAAGACUGAAGAGGAGGAUCUCUGAGAGAAAAGGAGUGCAGCUGCUGAAAUAGAUUCUUGCCUUUUGUUCCUUGUCCUAACGAUAUGGAGUCAGCCAUUCAGACAGUUGUGACCACAUUUCUCAGUUCUGCCAGGGGGAGGGAGAACCUAGAUGGGAAAUCCUUCCAGAAACUGGUAAAGAAACAGCUCGGCGGCAUCAUGGAGGAUACAAACAGUUCCUCUGCCAUCAAGGAGAUGCAGCGGGGACUGGAUGAGAACAGCGAUGGAAAGGUCAGCUUCCAGGAAUACCUCACUCUGAUUGGCUACGUGGCCAACUCCCUCAGUCAGAGCAAGUGUGGAUCCAAUGCAGACACAUCGUAGAUGCUCGUGUACCUGCAGUGUUUGAUCCAUCAGCAAAUUAACAGCCUUUUUUUUUUCUUUUUGCACCUUUUAAGUAUCUUUUCUCAUUUCAAAAUUUUCCAGAGAUCAUGUAUACAUUUUUUUACACAACAGUCCGUAAUAAUUUUCAUUCACUUAAUCCAACAGUUGUGUAAUGCUCUGAACUACACUUUAAUGUCUGUCCAGAUGAAUCUUUUUCUUCUGUCACAUCAUACUGAUCUCCACUGUCAAGGACAUGUUGAAGGACUCUGAGCUGGAUGUCUUUUUUUUUUUUUAUAAAUCAAUUAGACAAAUGAUACUUACUAUAUUUUCAAAAAUAAAAACUUUAUAUUAAAUCCA